This is a messenger RNA of Maudiozyma saulgeensis, 1035 nucleotides long. Lineage: Eukaryota; Fungi; Ascomycota; Saccharomycetes; Saccharomycetales; Saccharomycetaceae. The record is from the annotation of a GenBank genome assembly.
AUGCCCGCAAUUAGUCAUAGAAGAGAUUCACUUGAAGAUAUUAAUACAGAUUUAGUCACAUUGCCACGUUAUAUUAUUGAAACUCAACAAUCAAUUAAAGGUGCUAAAGGUGAUUUUACUCUUGUAUUGAAUGCCUUAGGGUUCGCAUUUAAAUUUAUUUCACAAACAAUUCGUAAAGCGGAAUUAAUUAAUUUAGUUGGUAUUACAGGUAAUACAAAUUCAACAGGUGAUCAACAAAAAAAAUUAGAUGUGUUAGGUGAUGAAAUUUUUAUUAAUGCAAUGAGUGCAAGUGGUAUUGUUAAACUUGUGGUAUCAGAAGAACAAGAAAAUAUGAUUGUGUUCCAUAAUAAUGAUGCAAAAUAUGCAAUCUGUUGUGACCCAAUUGAUGGAUCUUCAAAUUUAGAUGCAGGUGUCUCUGUUGGUACAAUUUGUUCAAUUUUUAGACUCUUACCUGGUUCAACAGGUUCAACGGCCGAUGUCUUAAGACAAGGUACAGAAAUGGUUGGUGCUUGUUAUGCAAUGUAUGGUGCAUCAACUCAUUUAUUAUUAACGUUAGGUAAUGGUGUAAGUGGAUUCACAUUAGAUAAUACUUUAGGUGAAUUUAUUCUUGUACAUCCGGAAUUAAAAUUGCCUUCACAAAGAUCAAUUUAUUCAAUCAAUGAAGGUAAUUCAUAUUAUUGGGACAAAGAAAUUGUUGAAUUUAUUGAAACAUUAAAACAACCACAAUCUCAAGAUGGUAAACCAUAUUCUGCAAGAUAUAUUGGUUCAAUGGUUGCUGAUUUACAUAGAACUUUUCUUUAUGGUGGUUUAUUUGCUUAUCCUUCAGAUAAAAGAAAUCCUCAUGGUAAAUUAAGAUUAUUAUAUGAAGCUUUCCCAAUGGCUAUGUUAGUUGAACAAGCAGGUGGUAAAGCUGUUAAUGAUCAAGGAAAAAGAAUUUUAGAUUUAUGUCCAAGUCAUAUUCAUGAUAAAUCAUCUGUAUGGAUGGGUUCAAAUGAUGAUGUUGACAAAUAUUUAAAAUAUGUUGGCAAAUUGUAA